CGGAAAUUAUAAAAAAGUCACGCGCCCGUUUCUCUUCACGCCUUUGGCGCGCACUCACUCUCUCUCCCUGCCUCUCUCUUCUGAGAGAAUCGGAAGUACGGAAAAAUUGCAGCUUUUUCUAGGGUUUCUCUUCUUCAGCUCCAUGUCUUCUACAGCAUCCCCAGCGAAUCCCUUGAAACGGCCCCUCGAGGACGGAGGACCCAUGGCGCCUGCGAAGAAACCAGCAGUCGCCGAGUCUCCGAGGGAUUUCGAUCCCAGAAGUUACCAAAUCAAGGUCCUCCAAAUCGCAUUACGGAGGAACACGAUUGCAGUGCUUGAAACCGGAGCAGGGAAGACAAUGAUUGCAGUGAUGUUAAUGAAGGAGGUUGGAAAAGCUAUGAAAGUUAGCAAUGAUAAUAGGUUGAUUAUUUUCAUGGCACCGACUGUUAAUCUUAUCAAUCAGCAAUUUGAAGUAAUAAAAACCCACACAGAUUUCAAAGUUGCGGAGUAUUACGGAGACAAGGGAGUAGAUAACUGGAGUGCUCAAUCUUGGGAGAAAGAAAUCAGCACACAAGAAGUAAUGGUUAUGACACCUCAGAUUUUAUUGGACGCUUUGAGGAAUGCUUUUUUGACCCUAGACAUGAUCCGGUUAAUGAUAUUUGAUGAAUGCCACCGUGCUAGUGGAAGACAUCCAUACACAAGAAUAAUGAAGGAGUUUUAUCACAGGUCUGGACGCAAGCCAAGUGUCUUUGGAAUGACUGCUUCUCCUGUUGUUAGAAAAGGUGUGUCAUCAGCCAUGGAUUGUGAGGAUCAAAUAGCUGAACUUGAAAGCAUCUUGGAUUCAAAGGUUUGUACAGUGGAGGACAGAGCUGAAUUAGAACUCUUUGUUCCAUCAGCACAGGAAAUUAACCGAUACUAUGACACGAACUUGUCACUUCAUGAUGAUCUGAAGGCAAAGCUGGAUUCUUCAUGGGCCAAGUUUGAUGCUGUGGUGGCUAAUAUGCAAGAUCUACUUCCAAAUCAGUUUAAAGACACUGAGGACAUGAUCAAGGGAUUGAGAAAGCGAUUGUCCAGUUUUCAUGCAAAGAUUUUGUAUUGCCUAGAUGAUCUUGGCCUCAUCUGUGCUCAGGAGGCUGCUCAAGUCUGUAUGGAAACGGCACGUGUUGCAAACCUUGGAGAGGGAUAUGAUUUUUCUAGAUCAAGUUUUGUUCAGUGUAAAUGCUUUCUUGAGGAAGUGUUAAAUAAAAUAGAAGAAACUUAUCCACUUGUCAAUGGAGAUAUUUUGAAGGCAGAACCAGGCUACGUAGAGGCAGUCAAAAUGGGCUAUGUAUCUCCUAAGUUAUAUGAACUAAUGCAAAUUUUUCAAUCAUUUGGGGGAUCUAAGGAAGUACUAUGCCUGAUUUUUGUGGAAAGAAUAAUAACAGCUAAAGUAAUUGAAAGAUUCAUGAAGAAAUGUAGUAAUUUAUCGCAUUUCACAUUUUCAUAUUUGACUGGAGGGAAUUCAUCAAUCGAUGCACUUACACCAAAAAUGCAGAAGAACACUUUGAAUUUGUUCCGUUGUGGGAAGGUGAACCUAUUGUUCACUACUGAUGUGGCCGAAGAGGGAAUUGAUGUGCAUAACUGCUCCUGUGUGAUCCGUUUUGACUUGCCAAAAACAGUUCGUAGUUAUGUCCAAUCACGUGGGCGAGCUCGGCAACAUGAUUCUCAUUAUAUCCUUAUGCUAGAAAGGGGAAAUAUCAAGCAAAGGGAUGUGUUAUUUGAUAUUAUUAGGAGCGAGCAUUCUAUGGCAGACACUGCCUCGAAUAGAGACCCUGAUGCAAGCAUUUCUAAAGUUUGUCGCCAUGAGGACAUAAAUGCAUAUUCUGUUGAGUCAACGGGAGCAACGGUUACUCCAGAUUCUAGUGUUAGUCUCAUCUACAGAUAUUGCGAGAAGCUCCCUGGAGAUAAGUACUUCACUCCGAAGCCAAAAUUUGAGUUUGUUCUUUACGGAGGUUCUUAUGAGUGCACAUUAACUCUACCUCCUAAUGCGGCUUUUCAAACUAUAGUCGGUCCUACAUGCCGAGGUUGUCACUUGUCAAGGCAGCUUGUAUGCUUAGAUGCUUGUAAAAAGUUGCAUCAAAUGGGUGCACUUGAUGAUCAUCUUCUCCCUUCAGUUGAAGAGCCUUCAGAAAGUGAUCUCAUUCACAAGAAUACAGAAUCUGCUUCAGGUGCAGGAACAACGAAAAGGAAGGAAUUACAUGGCACAACGACUGUUCAUGCUUUGUCGGGAAAUUGGGCACACAAAACUGAUGGUGUCACCAUGCAUGCAUAUAAAAUAGAUUUCGCCUGUGAUCUUGUCAGCGAACAUUACUCUGGAUUUGUACUUCUAAUGGAGACAAAGCUGGAUGAUGAUGUGGCAUGUGCAAAAGUGGAUCUUUACUUGGUCGACAAGAUGGCCAAGUCUUCUAUUUUUCCAUGUGGACAAGUCCACUUGGAUUCAGACCAGGUGAAGAUUUCAAAACUGUUCCAGGAAUUCUUCUUUAAUGGAUUGUUUGGGAAGUUAUUUAUUGGAUCCAAAUCAUCUGGAGGACAAAGGAAAUUUUUACUUGAGACGGAAAAUAAUUCAUUAUGGAGCAGUAUGAAUAUGUAUCUGCUUUUACCUCUCGAGUCAUCAACUAUCUCAAGUCAUGAAACUUUGAGCAUCAAUUGGAAGGGAAUUAGUUCGUGUGCUUCCAUAGUGGAGUUUAUGAACACUAGGUCCUUGGUUGGUGCUGAUUCUUGUUCCACUAGGAGCAUGGAAAGUUCAUCAUCUAGUAGCACUAGUUUAUCUAAAAAUGAAGAGAUCCACUUUGCUAACAAUUCUGUUGAUAUUCACGACCUUCAAGACAUGGUGGUUAUGGCCAUUCAUACGGGGAGGAUUUAUUCAAUUCUUGAUGUGAUGAUUGAUAUGUCCGCUGAGAGUCCAUUUGAUGUGACUUCUGAAACCACGCCAUCGAGUUUUGCUACCUUCAAGGACUACUUCAACAAGAAGUAUGGGGUUGUGCUUCAGCAUCCUGGACAGCCCUUGCUGUUGUUAAAGCAAAGCCACAAUGCACACAACCUUCUUUCUUCAAAAUCUAGAUACGAAGGUGGUCCGGCCAGUAGGAAAGCCCGUCAGAAGGAUUGCGACACGCAAGCAGAAAAGCCACUAUGCCAUGUCCACAUGCCUCCAGAGCUUUUGGUCAUCAUUGGUGUACCAAUAAGUGUUUUAAAGUCAUUUUACUUGCUACCUUCAUUGAUGCACCGAUUGGAAUCCUUGAUGUUGGCCAGCCAGCUUAGGAAGGAGAUUGCCUUUCAUUCCAGCAAUUGUGAUAUAUCAAGUCUUCUGAUUCUGGAAGCAAUUACGACUCUAAGAUGUUGCGAGGACUUCUCUCUGGAGCGUUUGGAACUGUUGGGGGAUUCUGUGUUAAAAUAUGCCGUUAGCUGCCAUCUCUUUCUGACUUAUCCUAAGAAGCAUGAAGGACAAUUGUCCGCCCGUAGAUCGUGGGCUGUUUGUAAUUCAACCCUCCAUAAAUUGGGAAUCAAUUGCAAGUUACAGGGCUAUAUAAGGGACAGUGCAUUUGAUCCCCGUCGUUGGGUGGCUCCUGGUCAACGUUCGAUACGUCCUGUUCCUUGUCGUUGUGGAGUUGGGACUUCUGAAGUGCCUACUGAAAGCAAAUACGUAACUGAAGAUACUUCAGUUGUAGUUGGAAAGGCUUGUGAUCGUGGACACAGGUGGAUGUGCUCCAAAACUAUUUCUGAUUGCGUCGAGUCACUGAUAGGAGCUUAUUUUGUUGCUGGUGGCUUGCGUGCUGCCCUUGUGUUGAUGAAAUGGCUGGGUAUAGGUGCUGAAAUAGAUCUGGCAUUGGUUGAAGAAGCUACAAGGACUGCAGCUCUGUGGUGUCAUGUUCCUAAAGUUGAUGAGAUUGAAACACUUGAAUCAAAACUCAGCUACAAGUUUUCAGUCAAGGGUCUUUUAUUGGAAGCUAUAACACAUGCAUCUCAGCAAGUAUUAGGAGCUGGCUACUGUUAUCAGCGACUUGAAUUUCUGGGUGACUCCGUGUUAGACCUACUUAUUACAAGAUACCUCUUUCAAACCCAUGAAGACAUUGAUCCAGGGGAGCUGACUGAUUUACGUUCAGCUUCUGUGAACAACGAAAAUUUUGCCCAAGUAGCAGUGCGGCAUAACUUUCAGCAGCAUCUGCAGCAUGAUUCUGGAUUUUUAUUAGGACAAAUAAACGAGUACGUGAAGGGUCUGGCGGAAGCGAAUGGGAGUAAGAACUUGAGCUUAUCACUUGGAGGAUCUAAAGGACCAAAGGUUCUUGGAGACAUUGUAGAAAGUAUUGCUGGAGCAAUACUAAUAGAUACUGGGCUUGAUCUUGAGAAAGUCUGGGAAAUAUUUGAACCACUACUUUCUCCUAUUGUAACACCUGACAAGCUUGAAUUGCCCCCGCUGCGUGAAUUAAUUGAGUUAUGCAGUCAUCUUGGGUAUUUUAUUAACACAAAACUUACUAGUCAAGAAGAAAUGGUAGUUGCUGAACUUGGGGUUCAGCUGAAGGAUGUCCUAUUGGUGAGAGAGGGACGCGAAAGAUCCAAAAAAAAUGCAAAGGGACAGGCCGCUCUCAGUUUAUUAAAAGACUUGGAGGAAAGAGGGCUUUCACAUGCUCGAUAUGUAUCAAAACGGAAGCAUGAUGAAGCCAAAUUGGUUGGUGAAUGUUCUCGUGAUGUGGAUGCCAAUAUCUCCAUGCUGCCAGAACAAGGAUUAAUGGGAUCAAGCUCAUCUAAAAAGCAAAAGAUGUCUAAAAGUGUAUCUCCUGUUGAACCAUCUGUAAAUACGUCCUCUUCUGAUCACGGGAAUGGUUAUUCCAUGAAAGCGUGCGAUGCGAAUCUCAAUGCACCAGUGACUUUGUCGGUUAACAUGGAAAAAGGAGGCCCAAGAACAACCCUAUACCAGCUCUGCAAACGGCUGCAAUGGCCCAUGCCAAAGUUCAACUCUACAGAACAGAAGCACAGAGAAGGGAUUGAAGCAAGCAAUGGGAGAAAGGGUUUCAGCACUUUUGUAUCUAAGAUAAUCUUGCAUAUCCCUAAUGCUGUCGUUAUUGAACUGAUGGGAGACCCUCGGGUCGAUAAGAAGAGUUCACAAGAUUCUGCAGCACUCAUCAUGCUAUAUGAACUUGAGAAGCAGGGAAGAUGUAAAAUCAUCUGCUUAUGAGAGGUGGAAACUAUCUAUCAUUCUUUCAGGGCCUUCUUGUCUUACACCAAAUAUUUAUUGACCAGUACAGGCUCAAGCCAUGUAAUAGGUAGAGUUCUUUUCUUCUUCUUCUUCUUCUUUUUAUUUUAUUUUAUUUUAAUUUUUAUGGGUGUUACACCCUCUUUAAUUAUGCUAGGUUUCAGCUUUUAUUUCCAUGUGAGAUGUAAGCACAGAUAACUGGUUUUGAUACUGUAUGUGUAGCUUUUGCUAUGAUGUAUAUAUGUGCAGCUUCAAGGGCCUUUUGAUCA
Messenger RNA from Magnolia sinica, 5475 nucleotides. Its product is annotated as endoribonuclease Dicer homolog 3a. The record is from RefSeq and is a predicted model, not a curated record. The coding region runs from base 143 to 5188 and encodes 1681 amino acids. Gene Ontology annotation, molecular function: RNA binding; ribonuclease III activity; protein binding. Gene Ontology annotation, biological process: siRNA processing. Gene Ontology annotation, cellular component: nucleus; cytoplasm. The transcript has 25 exons. NCBI's taxonomy places the organism in Eukaryota, Viridiplantae, Streptophyta, Magnoliopsida, Magnoliales, Magnoliaceae.